AUGGAGGAGCUUAAAGACGGCAUAGACCGUAUAUAUUUUGGAAACGAAAACUUUGAAGGCGACCAUUUCGUCCCGGAAGCCGCGCUGCUCGAUCUUGUCUGCGAGUCGCUUGUCAAACAGUCGCUACUUGAGAUCCAGACCCCGGCCCAGGAAAUUGUAUACUUAACCGACUCUAUUUUGCGAGGAGCGCGAAAAUGUUUCGCGAUUUUAGUCCUGAUUGGCCGCAGCGCAGCUAUUUCCCGCUUCUUCCAGCGUGACUUUUUGCAACGAUCUUGUCCUGAUGACCGGCUACCAUACACCUCAGAAACACUACAAAGAAUAUUCGAGAAAGAGACGACAUGUCUAACGGUUAAGCGAUUUCUUGAAAAGCAAUGGAUGUUCGUUAUUCCCGUCUUACAGCCGCACAUGAUCUCGCGUACGCUCGACAAAGGAAUUAUACUUCCUUUCCUCAGCGAAGAGGCUGCUGGUCGUGGAUCAAUGGGUACCGCCUGGAAGAUGAAACUGCACCCCGAUUGCCAUCAGCUGCCGUUGGACGGGGACAUAGUUAUACGAAAGCAAAUCGAAUGUGGAAGAGACGGUGACAUGGCCAUCUUCGAAAAAGAACUGGAAAAUCUGUCCCUUCUUACCCAUUUGAACCACCCGAACAUCGUUCAGUUGUAUUGCUCUUAUAUGUACAGGGACAGAUAUAAUCUUAUAUUUGCUUUUGCCGAUGGUGGAUCGCUAACAGAUCUUUUGAACGGAAAAGACGACACAAAAGGGCCAGAGGGUUCACAAUUGUGGCUGGCAUUUGCAAACCUAGCUUCGGCGAUUGACGCAUUGCACAACUUCACCUCGGAACUCCUUGAUCUCAACUUGUCCGGAUGCCACCACGAUCUUGCUCCUCGGAAUAUCUUGAUCCAUGGCAAGACAUUCCUACUUGCGGACUUUGGCCUAUCCAGUUUUAGGAGCGCAGACGAAGAUUCUUUGACUACUUUCAAAGAAGUUCGUGGCUCUUACGUAGCGCCAGAGUGCCAAACCUUGGAUGACAACCAAAUCAAGUCUGAAAAGGUUAACAGAGCUAGCGACAUAUGGUCUUUUGGCUGUAUUCUCUCGGAAGUACUGACACAUAGUAUACUAGGGCCUAACGGCGUGGAGCAGUUUCGAUCCAAGAGGAAAGUUCAAGUAGCCUCUGGCAUUGAAUGGUUUCGUUUUCAUUGUGGGCCGGGCAGGCCAAACCCUGGAGUAGAGUGUUGGCUGGAAAACUUACAAGCAGAUGCCGGGCCAGUCUCUGCACGGUUGGUUGAUUUGGUUCGCGAGAUGCUUUCAAUAGAACCGAGCCAACGCCCUAACUCGGCCCGAGUAUUGACCAUACUCCGCGCCAUAUCGAUCCUAUCUUUUGCUAGCGCUGUUAACGCAGCCCUGGACAAUUUUCCCGAUACGACCCGCAAAAGUAUCGAUCGCAUGCUAGAUGAAAUGCGGUUCCGCAGCUGGUACUUCGCAUUUCACCGACUGCUCGAUGAAUUACACCAAAGCAAGCUCGACAAGCUUGAACUCGACUUUUCCAAGACAAUCCAAGCGUUAGAAGAGCUACACUACAUCUCGGAAGGUAGCAUAGGCGCAGGGCAACCACGGCGACGAACUUUUCUUCAAUAUUAUCACUCGAGAUUACUUGAGGCGCUUCCACCACACUAUCGCUCUUUUGCCAAGGAGCGAAUGGUGGAGCUUGUCUUGGAGAGCGAAGAUGUCACACAAUUACACGGGCUGUCCGAGGCAGUCACCGACGCAGGUGACGAAGACAUCGGGACUUUAGUAGCGGUCAAGCGCCUCACCAUCAUGUCUAAUGACGGCUCUCUAAUCGAGGAUAAGGAUCUAAUCCUGGACGAAAACGAUGUCAAUUUGAGCGUUGAUAUUGACAUCCACAGCUGCGCAGUGCUGCAGAACACGUCCGAUAAGGUACUGGUCGAGUGGCUGCGAUACAGGGAUGUGUGGGCCGACGAAGAGAUCGGAAAGGAGCUUCGCCGCCGAUUAUCAUCUGUAGUCAGCCUGCUCCACGCUGAAAGCACAGCGAGGAUUCCUGGCAGCCUAUUUUGCAAAGGCAUAUUCCAUGAUCCUUCACGCCAUGCUUUUGGCGUUGUCUACGAUAUUCCAAAUACGGGAAUGCCAGUUACCUUGCACCAGCUACUCAAGGCACCUAAAGGCAUGUAUCGUCCUCUCCUUGAGCAGCGGUUUCGCCUGGCUGCGGACAUUUGCCGGUGUAUUUACAAAUUUCACCAAGUGGGACGGCUGCAUCGUAAUCUCCACUCGAUGAAUGUGCUAUUCUUCCCACGGGAAAAGACUGAAAACGCCAAAUGGGCUACAGAACCGCGGAUUCUGGGUUUCGCCAGCAGCCGCGAAAACGACUCUGAUGCUUUCACAUGUGGACCAGAUGAUAUCGGUCAACUCCGGAACUACCAACAUCCGGAGUAUCUUGCCCACAGGGACCGCUACCGAGAGGAGUUUGAUUACUAUUCCGUGGGUAUGAUCCUACUGGAAAUCGGUCUCUGGAAUACACUUUCGAAGAUUACCGAGUCACCGCGUUUCCAGAACACAUCAGACGAGAAGUUCUGCACGGAAGUUAUCAGGAGUAGAGUCUCCCAACUUGGCGUCGCGAUGGGAACAAGCUAUAUGGAAGCAGCCCUCGCAUGUGUGGAGGGAGGAAUUUCAGACGGGCCUGGGCCGUCGCUGUGGGUAGAGCGCCGUGGAUGUAGGUGGUUUAAAAUGGCAGUUAUAGACCGAAUUCCGGUGAUGAAAUAG
Beauveria bassiana ARSEF 2860 is the source of this 2772-nucleotide messenger RNA. RefSeq names its product protein kinase domain-containing protein. The transcript is spliced from 2 exons. The record is from RefSeq and is a predicted model, not a curated record. Gene Ontology annotation, biological process: protein phosphorylation. Bases 1 to 2772 code for a protein of 923 amino acids. Lineage: Eukaryota; Fungi; Ascomycota; Sordariomycetes; Hypocreales; Cordycipitaceae. Gene Ontology annotation, molecular function: protein kinase activity; ATP binding.